GUGCAGGAGAAACACAUUCAUCUCUAGAGAUCGUCUUUCUGCCAAGGAGAAAUCAAAAGCUAGCACUUGAUGGAGUUGUCGAGUUCGAAUAUAUCCAACACUUACUUUGUGAAGCAAUGGCAGACAUGGGCAGGCAGUCUCCACCGCGUUCUCUGCAUGCAAGGCGGAGAUGGCGACGGUAGCUAUGCCAAGAACUCAGAAGCUUCGGCAUCAGCCAUCACCUUAUGCCAACCCCUGCUCUUGAGUGCCCUUCAAUCAAUGAAACUCUUCUUCCUCAGCAAGGAAGAUGCGGAUUCUAUUAGGGUAGCUGACUUGGGCUGCGCCACCGGGUACAACACCUUGGCUACCAUGAACAUGGUUGUCAACACCCUGACGCAACGGUACCUCAACGUUUGCGGGUUCGAGCCUGAAUUCGAGGCCUUCUUUUGUGAUCUUCCUUCUAAUGAUUUCAACUCUCUUUUCCGAUCAUUGGAGGCCAUGUUUCCCGAUGGCAAAGCAAGGCAAUACUAUGCUGUUGGUGUCCCUGGAUCGUUCUAUCAUCGCCUUUUUCCUCGUCGAAAGCUUCACGUCGCAGUUACCUUAAGUGCUUUACACUGGCUCUCUAAGAUACCAGAUGCAGUGUUGGACAAGACAUCGGGGUCUUGGAACAGAGGUAGAGUGUGGAUUGAAGGAGCGAAGAAGGAAGUGGUGGAAGCAUACGCGAGGCAAUCGGAGAAGGACUUGGAGGACUUCUUGAGACACCGGAGAGAAGAGAUUGUUGUAGGAGGAAUACUGUUUAUAUUGAUGGGAGGAAGACCUGGAUCCGAGCCACCGGAAAAUCAAUUGGAUGCUGAUUCAAGAGCUAAACACCCUUUCACCGUUUCCAUGGAUCAAGCUUGGCAAGACCUAAUAAAUGAGGGUCUGAUUGACGAAGAGACAAGAGAUGGGUUCAAUAUUCCGGCGUACAUGAGGAACGUGGAGGAGGUGGAGGCGGCGGUGAAGAAAUGCGGUGGGUUCGAGAUAAAAAGAAUAGAGUACAAGAGAAUAGCGGAGCAUUCGGAGGAGAAGCAGGAGGAGUGGAUUAAGGAUCCUGGCUCCUACGGAAGAGCCAAAGCCAACCUGGUGCGGGCCACUCUCCGACCCAUUGUUGACGCUCACAUUGGUCCAGACCUCUCCGAGCAGCUUUUCCAGCGGUUCCAAAACCGGGUUUCCUCAGAUACGGCACUGCUUCAUAAAACCUGCUUCUAUGGUGUUAUUAUUAUGUCUGCAAUCCGAGUAUGAGUACCCAACUCUGAUCAGCUCAUGAUCUCUCUGGAUUUCUUUCCAUUUUCUCAACCUAAAUGUUUGGCAUUCAAAUUAAAAUUAGUCCAUAUUU
Rubroshorea leprosula is the source of this 1354-nucleotide messenger RNA. NCBI's taxonomy places the organism in Eukaryota, Viridiplantae, Streptophyta, Magnoliopsida, Malvales, Dipterocarpaceae. The record is from the annotation of a GenBank genome assembly.